This is a messenger RNA of Lethenteron reissneri (Far Eastern brook lamprey), 5660 nucleotides long. RefSeq names its product GDNF family receptor alpha-1-like. The record is from RefSeq and is a predicted model, not a curated record. Gene Ontology annotation, cellular component: external side of plasma membrane; signaling receptor complex. Lineage: Eukaryota; Metazoa; Chordata; Hyperoartia; Petromyzontiformes; Petromyzontidae. Gene Ontology annotation, molecular function: signaling receptor activity. Gene Ontology annotation, biological process: nervous system development.
CACACGCGCACACCCCGCCGCUAUAUAAGACGCGACUCCUCCUGCCGAAGCCCGCUUCAUUGCAGCACAGCGCGCACAGGAACCUGCCGCAUGCCCCUGGGUGGCAGGGCUGACAGUCUGCGGAUACUGACCACCGGCAGCUCAGAUCGGCUGCUCUACGAUCUCAGGCAGACAGCUGCUACAGCAGCAGCAGCAAGUCACUCAAAUCUACAAAACAAGAUUAUACUCUUUUCGCCGGUCGAACCAACGGGCCCCGCUGCCCCUUGGGUUGUUCGUUGACUGCUUGUGCAAUUAUUUAGUGUUUGCCGUGUUGCUUUGGUUCGGAGUUGACUUGUAGCCGCUGGCUGCGACAAAGGCGGGCUCAGUGCGUGCGGCUCCCAGCGAGCGGCACAGCACAAAGUGAAAGUUGCUGGCGCGCUGCUGUUCGCUGCUGUUCGCUCGUGUUGGUUGCUGGUGGUUCACGUUGGUGGUUCGGCGCAGGGAGGACGAGGAUGAAGAUGCUCGCGAUGCGUCUCAAUAUGUGCGCUGUCGCCUGUGCCCUGCUCGUGUUCGUCUCAGUGCUGUGCAGCGUCGGCGCGAGCCACCAGCAGCAGCAGCAGCCGCGGCAGCAGCAGCAGCAGCAGGACUGGGUGGAGUGCUCGGCGGCGCUGCGGCUGUGCAAGGCGGAGGCGGCGUGCAACCAGUCGUUCCGCAGCCUGGACGCGUGCGUGCACGGCUCCCCGGGGCGCGCGGGCGCCGACUGCAUGGACGCGCUCAUGGCGCUGCAGUCGCAGCCCAUCUACGGCUGCAAGUGCAAGCGCGCGGAGAAGAACGAGCAGCGCUGCCUCAAGAUUUACUGGACCAUGCACAGCAGCUUCGAGCAAGAUGACGACAUGCAGGAUACGCCUUACAUCCCUCUUCAAUUGGAGGGCGAGACGGGCGUGACGGCCGACGAUCGGAUGGACUGCGUGAUGGCCACGUCGGAAUGCAACAAGAACGCCUCGUGCCAGUCGCACCGCACCGAGUUCUUCAUGAAGUGCAUGCAGCCCUCGGAGAAUCCGUGCGACCGCGAGGCGUGCCACGUCGCGCUGCGGCGCUUCUACGACAACGUGGCGGUGGUGCGAAGCCGCAGCCUGCUCUUCUGCACCUGCAGCACGGAGAACUGCGAGGACCGCCGCCGCCUCACCAUCAUGCCCGAGUGCUCCUACAAGCAGAAGGAGCGCCCCAAUUGCCUCAACCUCCGUGCCAAAUGCCUCCACGACCGCGUGUGCAGAUCCCGGUUGGAUGACUUCCGGAUGAACUGUGCUCCAGUGAGCUACUGCAGUGCUGGCUGCGAGUCAGAGAACUACAAACGAUGCCUCUACGCCUACACUGGCCUCAUCGGCACGGUCAUGACGCCCAACUACAUCAACACCAGCCUGGCGGUGUCGCCGUGGUGCACGUGCGACGGCAGUGGCAACAAGCUGGACGAGUGCCAGUACCUGCUGGGCCUCUUCACGGACAACCCCUGCCUGAAAAGCGCCAUCUAUCUGUUCACUGCAAGAAAGGACCAAGGCGUGAUGGGCAACCACAACUGUGCAACACCAAACCCGCCCAACACCGAACACAUCGCGGCCAUCAACGAGAACGAGACCUCGACAGCGGCCAAGGUGGUGGUCAUUACCUCCGUCUAUAAUGACACACAACAGGGCUCAACCAAGAUCCUGCAGUCGGUUGCAGGGAGAGAUGCGAAGCUGAAGGGUAACGAUGAUAAUGGAGGUCACAGGCCUCAGCAGUUUGCAGCAAUUCUCAUCACCCUGUGUCACCUCAUGGCGACCACCAUCUGUCUGUCGCCCUGAAGACGACCACGACCCAUGCGUAGAGCACAUGAGCAGAUGAAUGCGUGUCAGACGAAAGGAUGAAGCUGUAUGAAACGUACCCAUUGCUGGCCAAAUACAUCGUUUGCCGUUUUUAAUAAUGCACACAGCAGAGAUUUUGGCCGUAAUUGUAAUCGCACAGAUUUCAGUUUUACGUCGAAUUGCAGCCCCUUUGAGUUCAUGUUCACGAGAAGCGAGACACAGUUCAAGUAUUCAAAAACUUUAGCUUCAGAUAAACCUGGAAUUAUAUUGUUUACAUGCAUAGCACGGUUGGUAAGUAAUUUAUAUUGCAUAAAUUGUACAACCUGAACUCACUUUUUGCUUCUGACAUAAAAACAAAUUGAUGUUUGGCCAAAUUCCCCAUUACAGGGAAACCCUAACAGUUAUAGUUCUUCAUAUCAAUACCAAAUAAGAUGCGGGCAUAUCUAAUUGUUCUUCAGCAAUGAGUCGCUCAUUACACAGAGCUCCUCGCUGCAAUGUUUUAUUGAAGGUUGAAAAACCUCAGUAUCGUUAUACAUUAUUGAUUCCUUAAUGCAAAAUGUAGAUCAAUGCCACAAAGCAGCCCUCUCAGAUUGCAGACAGUAUUUUCCGCAUAUACAAAGUUUUCAUUCGCUCGCAUUCUGUACAUACACGGGUAUUAUUUUGCUGUACAUACAUAUAAACACACGGUUCUAUGUGGCGAGAGUGCACACGAGUGAAUAGCAUUUAGAGAUUGUUCAGAAUUUGACAUGGGAUAAAAUGUAAUUAAAUUGCAAAAAAAACUCAAAAUAGCACUUGUGCAUAAUUGGUCCCAGCAGCUAUUUCACAAUGAGGUGUUACAUUUUUUUGAUGGUCUGGAUUUUAUUUUUGCAUCGGUUAAUUAAACGAAGCCAGCGACCUCCACUUGUCCUACUUUAAUGCCACUGCUGGGAGGUCUAAACCAUUCGUGCGAGGCAUCUACAUUGAAAUACUGUUUAUCCAUUACAAUUACAGGACCUCUUUCACUAUUGGAAUAAGUCACCCUGCUAUAACUGGUCCACUGAGUCUUUAGCAUAACGGUGCACUACAUCACAACACUACAGCGGGAGUAAUGCGGUCAUGAAGCGCGUGCCAACCACAGUCUAAUAGAAGAUCUGGACGUUGUAGGAAGCAUGCUUGCUCGUGUUCUUUUGGCUCACACAUGGCAAUAAUGCAUUCGACAAUUUAAAUCUCCAUCUUUUGCUUAUUUUAAGAUAUUGGUCCUGUAGUGUGACACUGUUUAAUGCAGAGGGUGGGGGCAUACAUAAACUUAGGGGGACACAGCACUGACAAUGUCAAUCAUUAAAUGUUAGACGCGGAACAGAAUGAGGAAUGAUAUGGGACCCGCUUUUGCCUAUUGUGCGUUCUGCUGCUGCAGCUCUCACUCCCUUUGUGAAUACUGGGCUGACAUUUGAUUUACUUGACUCAAAGAAUUUAGAAGGGGGGGCUUGGCUUUCAUUAUUUCAGCAGUGGGGGGGGGGGGGUGACAUCCCCUCCAACCUCCCUUCCCAAGGCAGUGGAGCGCCAGCGAUUAGACGGUUGGCUACGACGAUGCGAAAGAAGUUCAGCGUGCAUGCAUGCAACAUUAUUUUAGCCGAACUGCAUUUUUUUUAAAGUAGCUCGUGUUCUUUGGAUCAAUAGGACUUGUUUGUAGUUAUCUGCAACAUGCUCGGGCUAUUGUAGGACUCGUUUUAUGUUGUUAUUCUAUCUGAUUAUUUUGUAUAUUUUUUAUAACCAUAAAUCUGGAAUUAUGCACUUAUUUAAUGAGUAAAACAAGUUAGAAUAGGUAUAAAUCAAAGCGAUAAACAUUAGUAACAUGUUUAAAUAUUUUCCAAUGAAAAAUACUCUUGGGGGUUGUCAUGUAACUAAAUCAUACGUAUACAGUUUAACAACUUUAAGAAAACCAAGCUUUAACGUCCUGUGCUCUUUAGCUCUGAUAGCUGUCUUGUCGCGUUGCACUGAUCGUUGUGCGUCGCGGUGUGCAACGUUUCACUCUACGUGCUGACAGCUUCUUCCCGGUCACUUUAAGCGAAAUCUCGGACAUCGCUUUGAAUUCAGUUCUUGAAGAACCAUCCCAGCACGCGGAGACAAACGUGGGACAUUGUUGCCGAACGCGACGCGACAACAAGGCCCCAAAUACUCACCGGAGACGUUUUUAGAAUGCUUGAGACGCAAUGGAGGAUUGCACUGCCACGGACCACAGACGAAACAUGCUUGGGGACGACUGGCAUAAUAAGCACGCGAUCGACGAUCCACGAUUCGACCGAGGGAUGCCCUAGAAGCGUGGAACCUUGGCAGCUGCCACGGCAGAGAGGGAACGACCACCGCAUCCAGGGAUGAAGAGUGGGGCUGGGAGCCCUGGCAGUACAGCGAGCGGAGCACUGCCGAUGGACUGAUGAUGUUGCUCUGUCCCAUGAAUUUCGUUACGCGGUACGAACAACGGCUAUCCAGGGUGAUCCGUUGAUAGAUACCCCGCUGAUUUCUCGUGACCCUCGGUAGACGACUGAAUAUUGUGAAAGUGGCGGCGAUAUUAUUCCGGAAAAAAGUGCAUCAGCAGAGUGUUCAAAUAAUGUACUCGGUGUUGCAAGAUUGGUGCGCGGUAUGCAGAGGCUUUGAAAUUCAGUAAUGUAGUUUUUGCUAUAAUUGCUAGUAUUUGAAUAGGGGUAUCUAUAAACGGAUCGCUCGAUGGAUGUUAUAUGCUUGAAAUGUGGGACACGUAAUCCCACUCUGGUGGUGGUACCCUUGGGUGUUGUGUUGGUGUGUCCAGUGUGGUUGCACAGUCUAAAAUUUAUUUUGAAUGAUUUUUUUCUUCUACAAUAACAUUUGAAAACAUAAUAACCGCGUAGUAGUAAUACAACUGGAUGGGCCUACAGUACUCCUUAUAUUAGAACGGCUCGGCAGGGUGCGUUUGAGUCGAAUCGGUGUCAAGUCAGUGUAGACAAUGUGGGUUUGAAUCAUGCUGAUGCUGUGAUAUUUCCGUAUAAAGCUUUUAAAUCCCGCACUCAGCAUUGGCAUGCCACACAAUGUCUAUUUUCGUCGUUACAAAAUCCUAGGAUCCUCCCAUGUCAUCCAACAAAAAUGUACCCUCAUCCUCCACACUGUUUGGAAUUACAUAAAAAUACAGGAAAGCGUAGAGGAGGCAUUUACAUUGCACCUCAUCCCGGAGCUUGACAACACCCGUUUUUGUAAAUUGAACUCAAAAGAGGUGUCCUCGACGCUACAUCGUGGGUACGAACAUUAGCACACGCCACGUGUACCACAAAUAGCAGUGGGGUCCACAUUACACCGUGGCUUAUGCAGGUAUUUAUAAAUAUGGCAGUGCCAUGCAGUUACCGCUGCCAGCAGAUCAAGGCUAAUUGUGUGGAUAAUUUUAGUGGGGUAUGGGGAGCAGGUGGAGGAAGGAACAGGGUUGGGGUUGGGGAGAUUUAAAAAAAAAAUCUCCCCUGUGGCUAGACCACUGUUAAUAUGCCACAGUAAUGCACUGACACUCGCAAGUUGAAGCUGCUGUUAUCAAACAAUUAACAUUAGUCUCCUUGGUUACCUUAUGUACAGGUGCAUGUUACGAAUCCGACACAUUGUAGUGAGUAAUUGCAUUUGUUUUAAAUGUAGCCCCUACUGCGUCAUCCAUAUACAAAUGUCAAUUUUUAUUACAGUACAGUGAAUGACAUCGUUGUGUAGUGUAACGCAUGGUAUACAGUACAGUACUUGUAUAUGGCAAUACUUAUCGGUUUCUCGUUGUUAGUUAUAUUUAAUUACAACAUACGCUAUUUUAUUAUUAAAGGCCUCUCGAUUAAAAUGUUUCACGAAUAAACCGCGUGGAGACGUGUA